This is a messenger RNA of Rotaria sp. Silwood1, 867 nucleotides long. Lineage: Eukaryota; Metazoa; Rotifera; Eurotatoria; Philodinida; Philodinidae. The record is from the annotation of a GenBank genome assembly.
AUGAGUUUUGAGGGCGAACCAUUUAUAUGUCAUUCUAAGUAUGACCAGCUUCCAUUGAGCGGUCGACAUUGGUCAGUAGUAAUCGGUGAACCUUGCGCAGUUGUGCUCAUUGUACAUGGGUCAGGUGAACAUAGUCAGCGAUAUAAUCACGUUGCCCGAUUCUUCAACGAACAUCGAUUGGCAUGUGUGAGCUUUGACUUACGAGGCCAUGGAGAUUCGGGUGGUGAACGUGGCUACUUUCCUCACAUUAAUGCUGUUCUCGAUGAUCUCGAAUGUAUUAGUCAAUACAUUCGUAUUGAACUUUAUCCUGAUAUUUCAAUUAUCAUCUAUUCUCAUGGUACAGGAUCUGCGUUAUGUCUGAUCCAUGAUAUUCAACGGCCUCAAACACCUCUAGAUUGCCAGGCUAUGAUUGUAAGCACACCAUCAAUAUGUCUCAGAAAACGUCCUUCAACAAUACAGCUUUUCUUUGUGCGUGCAUUUGCUAAUUUGAAUCCUCACUUUCGUUUACCUAUUGAGGGUAACUAUACGAAUAUCUAUACGAACGAUCCGAUUGUUGUUGAAGCUUAUCGUAAGGAUAUACGUGUUCAUGAUCGAUGGCCAGCAGCGACUGUUGCUAUUCUGAUGGAAGUCGGAAUUUAUUUUGAAAAACAUAUUUUUUAUGCAUCAUGCCCAACAUUGGUUCAACAUGGAGGUGCUGACAGCAUCACACCCAUUAGUCGCAUUAGAAAGUGGGUGUAUGAACGUAUUAGAGGUGAAGUAACAUACAAAGAAUGGCCAGGGCAUUACCAUGAACUACAUAAUGAUUUGGACAAAGAAGAAAUUUUGGCCUAUGUAGUUGAAUGGAUAGAAAAGCAAUUAAACAUUUGA